UUUUAAAGUUGCCUUGAUAUAAAAAUGUUUUAUACUCGAUGAACUAAGCGACAUUGUUUACAAUAAAUAUAUUAAUAUCGGGUGUCCACUUUCACACACAUAUACACGUACAUACAUACAUACAUACAUAUAUAUCUAUAUAUCUACUUUACAGAAAUAAAAGGCAAACCAGCCAAACGAAAUUCGCCGAACAAACGAGAAAAAUAAAUAAAUUCAACUAAGAAAAUAAUAGAGGAAAUAGUGGAAUCAUGACCAAUUUGGAGAAGCAACACGAGAUGGUGAAGCGAAGUCUUGUCCAGUUUGUCAGCGCGCAUAUACCAGGAGCCGACUUUAGUGUUGUGGAUGAGAUCGUACUUUCCUAUAUAAUAUCAAUAUUGGAAGAGGCUUCUCAGGAUCCAUGCUUUGAUGUCGAGGGAUUCGUUGAGAUGAUGGGCGCCUAUUUUGAGGAGUUCUCGACCAUCGAUCAGGGCGUUAUAUGCGAAUGGAUAUACAAGCUGGCCAACGAGCUGACCGAUAUGGAAAAGAAUCAAGGCAACCAUAGCUCAAUCAAUUUAUCGCUCCACGCCUUGAGCUUGUCUAACAUUAUACCAGAGUCCAAGCUACGUGCUCGCAACUCGUCCAUAUCCGAAAAGGACGAAUUAUCCUCGAACAAUAGCAGCAGCAGCGGCGGCAGCGGUAACGGCAAUGGUGGCGGCAACAGCAAGCGCUCCCAGCACUUGUCUGAAACCAGUGAUGGAGGCUCCACUGAUAGCUCCAGCUCCAAUUGCGAUUACUUUUUGGAUGAGGCCGAAGUGUUGCAAGAGAUGUUUCCCGACACCGCCUACGUCGAGAUAAAACACUGCAUUGCUAUAUCGAAGGGUGACAUUGAUAGUGCUACUCAAAUCCUACUACAUCGCCAGGACACCAAUCAGAGCCUGACCGAUAAGUCGCACACUAUUGGCAUGAAGAAGAACGUUGUCGUUGAUGAUAAUGAGCUAAAGAAUCGCAUUAUAGCUAGAUACUCCUAUGUGGAUAAGAAUGCCACUCAGCGCGAGUACAAGCCGGUGGUGCCCAAAAUGGAACCGCGCAAGCUUGUGCGUUAUCGUGAUAAUAAAAUUGUGUCGCUUAAGGGCGAACGUUACACUGAAGUCAAGCGUGACGAAGAUGCUGAGUUAAAAAAACCCAAGAAGCAGAUUCUACCGUAACUAAAGAUGAACCAAUCCCACAAGUAUUUUAUCAAGAAGCAACUUAACCCACAACCACCUAAUAAUACCGCACCAACGACACCUGAAGUUGAACCAUGCAGCAGCAGCAACAGCAGCGCCUGCCGCUGUAAUCAGAAUGUAUUCGGGCACAAUUUAUGCACAGAGCUGCAUAUCCGUGUAACUAGAAUUCAAGCCAGCACCGGUCCGAGUCCCACACACCCACACCAAAAAUCCCGUCUGGCUUUAGCGCCAGUUGUAGCCAUGCUUAGCCAACGUUUAGAUGCUUCCUUGCCAAAAUCUACACAACAUCAACAGCAACAACUCAUAAAAGAUGAUUUAACAGGACAACAAGAACACCAGGAACAGAAACAGGAAUCGAGCAGAAGAGCAGCCGCAUUGUGUGACCCGUUUAUAAUAAUCAAGGAAUCCUUCCCAUGUGAGUUAACUGGUAAUUUAUUGUUGUUGCUAUUGUUAGUUUGCUUUGCCGGUUACUGUAGCCCAUGGAAUUUUUAUCAUAAUCAGAUUGUGGCUAAAGACACAAAGACUUUACAUACCAAAUUAGUUAAUAGUUAUGUUUUAGGUAAAACUUUCGCAUUUUUUUAUGUUAACCUCAAUCGGGACAUUAUAAUUGACAACAACUUAUGAGUCUCGUUGCGGUGACAAGGAGCCGGCUCCAGUUUAUUAGGGGCUGCUGCCUGUCGCACAUGACAACGCUUGCCGUCGCACCUGCAUGUGGGUGGAUAGUAUUUGUUAGUUCCUUAUGCUCACACAAGAAAAUCGCAAUCAAAAUCGAAUUAAAAGAAACAAGAAGAAAAACUGAACUGUGACAAAUUGUGCGACCAACUGCCAGAAACUUGCUCGCUUGUGAAUCUCGAAUCUCGAAAAAGCAUCAAAAACAUAUUUAUAUAGAUAAUAAUAGAAAUAUAAUUCUAGCCUUGUGCUCCCCACAGACAGGUGCGACUCGAAUACGAAUUUGGCGCUCAAAUAGACUUAUUUAGAUGAUUUUAGGUAUUCAAAUUGAAAGUGUGUUUUGUGAAGUUCGCGUUUUUAAAACGCAGCUGUACAACAACUUGCCAUAAGAUUUAUGUUAAAGUUCUCUUAUAUCGUAAACUUGUUUAGAAAUAUUUUUUUUUAUUUUAUUUAUUAUUUGUUUUUCGUUAUGGUCUAAGCAAACUAGCAACAGUAACGACAAAUGCCAUACACUAACUAGUCCCCAUCCUGAGAAUUCCUCGUCCUAACUGCCCCUCACAUACCAAAGCGGCUGCUGCUCGGAAGGACACAGCAAUAUUAUAAAACAUAUUCAACAUAUAACAAAACUAAUCAAUCUUAAUAUAACCUUAUAUUUAGCAAGCUUCAUUGUAAUUCCUAACAACAAGUUGAGAGCCCAGCGCAAUUCAUAUAUAUCGACAUAUAUAUUUAUAUUUAUAUUAAAAUAUUUUUUUUUAGAUUUAGGCAUCGGUCAUCAUUCAACG
Messenger RNA from Drosophila hydei, 2656 nucleotides. Its product is annotated as CUE domain-containing protein 2. The transcript is spliced from 4 exons. Bases 249 to 1184 code for a protein of 311 amino acids. The record is from RefSeq and is a predicted model, not a curated record. Gene Ontology annotation, molecular function: ubiquitin binding. Lineage: Eukaryota; Metazoa; Arthropoda; Insecta; Diptera; Drosophilidae.